Molecule: messenger RNA, 2053 nt
Organism: Nelumbo nucifera (sacred lotus)
Lineage: Eukaryota; Viridiplantae; Streptophyta; Magnoliopsida; Proteales; Nelumbonaceae
Product: inositol-3-phosphate synthase
Biological process (GO): phospholipid biosynthetic process; inositol biosynthetic process
Molecular function (GO): inositol-3-phosphate synthase activity
Source: RefSeq, a predicted model, not a curated record
AUGCUUUGCUUGCGGAAUGAAGAAUCACAGAGAGAUAUCGCGAGAGAAGAAGUGAAAAGGAAAGAACGGCUCUCCUUCUCUUCUUCCAUUUCCAUCUUCUGUGCCGCAGUUGAUCUCGCUUUCUUACAUUCUUUCUUUUGCUUCUCAUUCCGUCAAGAUGUUUAUUGAGAGUUUCAAGGUUGAGAGCCCUAACGUUAAGUAUACAGAGAAUGAAAUUCACUCUGUUUACAACUACGAGACCACCGAGCUUGUCCACGAGAACAGGAACGGUACCUAUCAAUGGGUCGUCAAGCCUAAGACCGUUCAAUACGAGUUCAAGACUGACACCCACGUUCCUAAACUAGGAGUUAUGCUUGUGGGUUGGGGAGGAAACAACGGCUCAACCCUUACCGGUGGUGUAAUCGCGAAUCGGGAAGGAAUCUCCUGGGCUACCAAGGAUAAAGUACAGCAAGCCAACUAUUUUGGUUCACUGACCCAGGCCUCAACCAUCCGAGUCGGUUCUUUCAAUGGGGAAGAAAUUUACGCUCCUUUCAAGAGCUUGCUCCCAAUGGUGAACCCAGAUGAGAUCGUGUUUGGGGGUUGGGACAUUAGCGACAUGAACUUGGCAGACGCCAUGGCCAGGGCUAAGGUGUUGGACAUCGACCUGCAAAAACAACUGAGGCCCUACAUGGAGUCCAUGGUCCCUCUUCCAGGGAUAUACGACCCUGAUUUCAUCGCAGCCAAUCAGGGGGCCCGCGCUAACAACGUCAUUAAAGGGACCAAGAAAGAGCAAAUUGAACAAGUGAGGAAGGACAUCAGGGAAUUCAAGGAGGUUAAUAAGGUAGAUAAGGUGGUGGUUCUGUGGACUGCUAACACGGAGAGAUAUAGUGAUGUAAUUGUGGGGCUAAACGACACCAUGGAGAACCUCUUGUUUUCGUUGGAGAAGAACGAGGCAGAGAUUUCUCCUUCCACCUUAUAUGCCAUUGCUUGUGUGUUCGAAAACGUCCCCUUCAUCAAUGGAAGCCCUCAGAACACAUUCGUCCCUGGGCUGAUUGAUCUGGCAAUUAGGAGGAACUGUUUGAUUGGUGGGGAUGAUUUCAAGAGUGGUCAGACCAAGAUGAAAUCCGUCUUGGUUGAUUUCCUUGUUGGGGCUGGAAUCAAGCCAACAUCCAUAGUGAGCUAUAACCAUUUGGGGAACAACGACGGCAUGAAUCUCUCAGCGCCACAGACAUUCCGGUCAAAGGAGAUAUCGAAGAGCAACGUUGUGGACGACAUGGUGUCCAGUAACGGUAUCCUCUACCAGCCCGGAGAGCACCCUGACCAUGUCAUCGUCAUCAAGUACGUGCCAUAUGUGGGAGACAGCAAGAGGGCAAUGGACGAGUACACGUCGGAGAUAUUCAUGGGCGGGCGGAGCACAAUCGUCCUGCACAACACCUGUGAGGAUUCACUGUUGGCUGCUCCCAUCAUCUUAGACUUGGUCCUUUUGGCAGAGCUCAGCACAAGGAUCCAACUCAAAGCUGAAGGAGAGGGCAAGUUUCACUCUUUCCACCCUGUGGCUACUAUUCUCAGCUACCUCACCAAAGCCCCACUUGUUCCACCAGGGACGCCCGUGGUGAACGCUCUGUCAAAGCAGAGGGCAAUGCUUGAGAACAUAUUGAGGGCCUGUAUCGGUCUGGCUCCUGAGAACAACAUGAUUUUGGAAUACAAGUGAAGCAAUUUAAAUUCAAUAAACUGUGGCUUCUUCAUUUCUUUCUUUUUCGUCCCCGAUUUUUUAUUUAGAGGUUCUAAGGAUUUAGAUAGAUUAUGCGAGGUCUGUGUGAAAACUGAAAACUUUGGGAGUGGUCCUUGCCUGCCGGUCCAUUUAUAUGUUUCUUUCUUUCUUCUUUAAUUUCCAGCCACAAAUCGGUAUCACAUGAUGAUGGCUUGGAUUGUUGGGUGGGUGUUGAUGUCAUAGGGAAGGAGGGGGGAGGGCAACAUUUAAGGACUUGUGCAGGUCUGUUGUAACGUUUUCACAUGUAAUUGGUGGCAUUAUGUAAAAGGAAUAUUCUAGUCUUUGCCUGCACUACUUCAAUUC